AUGGGAAAAAGCAAAGGAAAUAAAAAUAAGGACAAGGAUGCCUAUGCCGGACCUAUCAAAUCAGGCAGAAGAGAAUCUGAUUCUGAUGAUAGCGAAGGUUCUGCAUUCACGUAUAAUGAGGACAUGCAGUCUAUAAUGGGUGAUGUCGAAGACAUGGAUGAUGUUUAUGAUCAACUCGUCGACAACUUGGAACGAGCACAAAAUAAAAAUGCAACAACUAGACUAGACGGUCUUCAUAGAGUCAAUCUAGCUCUGAGAGCAAAAAAUGUUCCCGAGUUCAUCGGCCGGAAUAAAGAAACCAUGAUGUCCGUAGCCGCUAGAAUGGGCAAUAAAACAGAUUCAGAAGCACACCUGCUCGCAACUCUCGUUGGUCUGGUUGCUGUUCAAGCUGGAGAGGAAAUUUCUGAUCUUAUCGCCGAGCCAAUGUCACAGAUGCGUACUAUUCUUAUGGAUGCAUCGAGAUGCGUUUCUCUUCGGACCACCUGCGCAAACUCUCUAGCAAUCGUUACCAGGAUCUGCUGCAGUGAAGAUGAUCAAGUUUCCGCCAAUGCAAAGGCCUGCAGAUUUGCAUGGGCCAACACAAAAGUUUCUGGAUCUGCUAACGAUGACGGACAUGCCAAACUGGUUGCUACUUCGCUUGCCGCUUGGUGCAUCAUCACUCUUGACGCCGACUUCCAGACAAUCAAUGAGGCAGUCGCUGAUCAACCGAAAAUCGUCACUAUUUUGUCGUCAAAUCAGCUCGAAGCAAGACUGGCCGCAGCAGAAACGCUCGCAUUUUUACAUGAGUUCAUGCAAGACACUCGACCCGGAUUCAGAUUCCCGAAUAAAGAACAUGUAUUAGACCUUCUCGACGGCAUGAUGAAUGACUGUUCUAAAAAGAAGACAAAGAAAGACAAGAGAGCUCAAAGAUACGCCGUUCGAGACAUUCGAGCCUUCAUUGCUGACGAAGACGAUGCUCCAGAAGUCAGCGUAAAAAUUGGAUCACAGACACUUUCUUUGGAUUCGUGUGGCAUUAAGAUGUUCUACGAUAUGACUUGCGACUUGCUUCAUGGCGGACUUGCUCAACAGUUGCUCACCAACGAAGUUCUUCGAGACGUAUUUGAUCUAGGCCCGGUUCCUCUGGAGUCUGAGGGAACAGUUAAUAAGCAGACCAGGCUAGCAGUUCAUGAUGCCGCCGACAAACAUCGUAACCAAGUUCGUGGAAAACAACGCGACAAGCGGUCCGCCGUUUACUGA
Molecule: messenger RNA, 1236 nt
Organism: Caenorhabditis briggsae
Lineage: Eukaryota; Metazoa; Nematoda; Chromadorea; Rhabditida; Rhabditidae
Exons: 3
Coding region: 1-1236 (411 amino acids)
Source: RefSeq, a predicted model, not a curated record